AUGCGGCAGCGCGCGAGCACCAAGACGCAGCGCCGCCUGAAGCAGCAGCAGCUGAUGCGCGACCCGUACGCGCUCACGGACGACGUGUACUGCGAGCCGCCGACCUUCCGCGUGGGCGGCCUCGUCACGGCGUUUGGCCUGCUGCAGCUCGUGGCGGCCAUGGCGCUGGGCGGCUUCGUGUUCGGUGGCGCGCUGCUCUUCUGCGCCGUGCUGCUGGCGGCGCUGGGGCUCGCGCUGCUGCACCACAGCGACCCCAAGGCCGGCAGCGCGCAGGGGCUGGGGAUGAAGCAGGCGAUCGCGCGCUUGCUGGCGCUCCGCCGCAGCGCGCUGGACUACUCGCUGACGCUGUCCAUCGCGCAGAGCCAAGAGUACGCGCAGAAGAAGGAGCUGCAGAUCGCCGUGGUGCCGGCCAGCCCCACGCCGCAGAAGGUGGUAGCGACCAUGGCGCUGAAGCAGGAGACCGCCAAACUGAACCGACUCGCGGACAGCUCCCCGCUGGCGACGCUCCACCGCGUGGACAUGAAGGCUCUGCAGACAGACAAGUCGUUCUCCGUGGAGGAGGAGGAGACGGGUGACCUGUUCAUGGAGAAGCCGCGCGCCAACUCGGAGCCCAAGCAGGUGCUGCGGACUCGGCCGCUCUUGCCACUGAGGCCGAAGGUGCAGCAACCGGUGCCGGCGAACUCGACGCAGGAUAAGAAGAAAAAGAAGACCCAGUCGACGCAGCAGACAAAGGCGACGCCGGUUGUGCCCAAGCUGUUGGGGAAGGAGGAAACGAAGACGCCGCAAGUGCAGUUGAAAGCGCAGCCCAAGACGAAGAAGCAACGCAAAGCCUCCGACGCGAAGCCGCAGCAGGUUGCAGGCAAGAAGCAAGUGUCGUCGUCAGCGGUGCUGCCUAAGGCAGAGCCGAAGGCUGUUCUCCCGGCGGUGCUACCGAAGAAGGCCAAGUCGUCUCGACCGCUGUCAGUUGAACCGAAGCCCAAGCCGCUGGAAGUCACUUCCCCCGCUACUAUCGUCGUGGAGCCCUUCGUACCGGAAGCUGCUGUGCCUUCUGUGACGCCGAUGCCUGCUUUCCCCGAGCGAAAGUCUCUGGUGGAACUGGCCCGUGGUGAGCCGGCAGAGGAACGGGACCUGGUUGCCACCCGCAAGGUGCUGCUUUACCUGAGCCCGGAAGGCGAAUCGACGAUGGACUUGGAGGACGAGGAGAUGGAGCACGAAGUUGAAAUCGAACAUGACCUGGAGCUCGACCACGAGCUGGAAGACUGCCCUCUCUCGCUGGAAGCGUUCCCACCGCUGUCACCGCCAAUGGAACCCCAGGCACCGGCACCGCUGCUUGCAGAUGAAGCGGAGCCAAACUUCCUCAUGGACAUCGCGCUGGAGCCAAUCUCCAGGCCGGAAAAGAAGCUCAUCUCGUUGAGCUCCCUGCGUCUCAAGCCUGUUGGCAACGCUGACCUGCGCACGAUGCUGGACGAGCUGGACGCGAUGCGUCUGGAGCUUGAUGCCGCUAUGGCUCGCUGCACCUCGCUACUGGAUGGAGAGGAUGAGAGGGCUUCGGCCCCCAGCUCUCCAGAGCUGGAACCUGAAGAGGAACCUAUCUUUUGCUGCUAA
Molecule: messenger RNA, 1605 nt
Organism: Phytophthora sojae
Lineage: Eukaryota; Oomycota; Peronosporomycetes; Peronosporales; Peronosporaceae
Exons: 1
Coding region: 1-1605 (534 amino acids)
Source: RefSeq, a predicted model, not a curated record